Molecule: messenger RNA, 351 nt
Organism: Alternaria rosae
Lineage: Eukaryota; Fungi; Ascomycota; Dothideomycetes; Pleosporales; Pleosporaceae
Exons: 1
Coding region: 1-351 (116 amino acids)
Source: RefSeq, a predicted model, not a curated record
AUGGCGGCUCCGUACACCGUUUCUUACUCUAGCGGCCUCACCAUCGCAGCUACCAACACUACUAAUCCCGCUCGACUACAAAACAGCAACGCCGUUUAUCCCAGUCUUUUGCAUCCACCAAACACUUCGAGUGCUGAAUACCGUAUCUGGCUCGGCUUCUUCAUCUUCGGUGCGGUUUCCGCUGCGAUUAUGAUUUUUGUCGUGCUCUGGCUGUGUGCGUUAUCAACUGGUAUCGGUCGUUUGACUCGUAGGAAGUGCCAGGAGGAAGAUGAGCCGAGAAGCCUAGCAAGUGAAUAUGAAAUGCAUGAGAGGGUUCGGGAGCCGGAACGAGUUUUUAGGAGGGGUAGAUAA